Messenger RNA from Epinephelus moara (kelp grouper), 1074 nucleotides. Its product is annotated as caspase-14-like. Gene Ontology annotation, biological process: proteolysis. The coding region runs from base 96 to 974 and encodes 292 amino acids. Gene Ontology annotation, molecular function: cysteine-type endopeptidase activity. The transcript has 6 exons. The record is from RefSeq and is a predicted model, not a curated record. Lineage: Eukaryota; Metazoa; Chordata; Actinopteri; Perciformes; Serranidae.
GUGACCGUAUGUGCCUCCAACCUGAAAGAACAAUCAGUCAAAUCACAGCGCAGAGAGUGAAUACACGCACAAGGUGCUGACUUUAACAGGCAGACAUGGCACAGGCUUUCAACAUGGGUCUGGAGAGAUAUGACAUGAGUGGGAAACGAGAAGCACUGAUGUUGUGUGUGAAGGAGGGAAAUGACGGUGCCGUCGGAGACCUUCAGAUAAUGGAAACAUUUUUCAACGAUUUUGGUUUUGUGCAUGAAAUUGUGAUUGACGGAUCUGUCCAGGAAAUGAGAGAUAAACUGAGAUCCUUCAGAGACAGAAUCAACCGCAGUCAUGAGGACAUCAGCUGUGUGUUUGUGGUGACCUCUUCCCACGGAAACCGCAACGUCAUCAUAGAUCCAUGGGAAAAUACAUUGGAAGUGGACGAAAUCAUUCACUGUUUCAAUGAUCAACAGUGCCCCAAGCUGAGGGGCAAACCAAAGGUUUUCAUGCUUGAUGCCUGCAGGGGACACAUGGAAGACCCCGGUGUGUGUGCUGAUAAAGAGAGAGAUUAUCACCUGAUGGCUCAGUUGAGUGCACAGAUGGAAACAUACGAUCACAGAGCCUACAUGAACAAGUUUCGGUCACCACUGAUUCCUCACAUGUUUGUCGCUUACCCAACAAAACCAGACUUUGUGGCCUGGAUGACAAAUGCAGGAUCACAUAUGUUCGUCAAACUGGCCGAGGUGCUUGCAUCAGCUGACACAGAGAAUGAACAUCUGCGGGACCUGUUUGUGAAGGUGAACAAAAAGAUGGUUGAUGAAGACACCUACACCGAAAAUGGGAUCAGAAAGACCGUAAUGACCGUUGAGUCGACCCUCACCAAAGCGCUCUACUUGGGCAGAAGAAGAUGCUCAGGUUUCGGUGACAUGUACACGUCACAGUUACCGUCUCUGAUGUCAGAAUUUUUCUCACCCACUUUCUUUGACUUUCCUUUUAGAUUUUGACCUUUUAAGAAGAUUGAAAGCCCUGGUUUCUCCAUCAGAUUCUUACUAUUCUUACUUUUCAAUGAGAUUACAUUGUUAGGACUGUAAAUACUGAUUUACA